UUUACUACUUUUUUUACAUCAUUUUCUUGAUCCUUAUUCAUAUCAAUAAUAAAUCCAAGUUUUCUGCUGCAAAUAUCAAUAUCAUGGUUCUCUUUAUACGUGUGCUAAAUAUAGAAGCUUGAAAAAUCAUCAAUUAUAUAAUCUAUAUCUUCUAAUUAAAGCCUAUAAUUAUCAAUUAUAUCAAAAUCAUCCCAAAACCUUCUGUCCUGACAAAAGGAAAAUAUCCACUAAUUGCCGAUAAUUUGCUAUGUGCUGUUUUAAACAACCGAGAAAGUAUUGGCGAAAAAUGCAAUUACACUAAACUAUAGUGGCUCCUUCACAAAAUAGCCCAAAAGAGAGACUCAAAACUGGGACUGGCAAAGACCAAUGCGACGGACAUAACAUAGUCUAACAAAGCUCCUCUUUCUCAAAGCUUCAACUUUUGGCGGCAAAAUGGGAGACGAGGAACGACAAGAAGAAAAUCAGCAACCCAACUCCCAAGUUGAACCGACAGAAACCUCAGAAUCUCCGAACCAACAAGAAUACGAGUGGCCUAAGAUUAGAUUCGAUGUUCCUCCGCACAGAACUUACCACUUUCAUAAGCAGUUUAGAACUGGGAACCCUAACAAUUUUCUCAAAGGCGUCAAAUGGUCUCCUGAUGGCUCCUGCUUUCUCACCAGUUCUGAGGAUAAUACUCUUCGCCUUUUCUCUUUGCCGGAUAAUGGAAGCAGUGAUCAAGUUAAUGCUUAUCCUUCAGUCUCUGAAGAAGAUUCGUAUGCUGCGGAACUUGUUGUGAGUGAGGGGGAAUCUGUGUAUGAUUUUUGUUGGUAUCCAUACAUGUCUGCUUCAGAUCCGGUUACCUGUGUGUUUGCUACUUCUACUCGUGACCACCCAAUUCAUCUUUGGGACGCUACUUCUGGCCUGCUACGUUGCACAUACCGAGCUUAUGAUGCUGUGGAUGAAAUAACUGCUGCCUUUUCAGUUUCAUUUAAUCCUGCAGGGACUAAGGUAUUUGCUGGAUACAACAAAUCUGUUAGAGUGUUUGAUAUACAUCGCCCUGGUAGAGAUUUUGCACAAUAUUCAACAAUACAAGGAAAUAAAGAUGGUCAAACAGGUAUUAUAUCAGCAAUUGCUUUUUGUCCUACUCACACUGGAAUGCUAGCUACAGGAUCUUACAGCCAGACUACUGCAAUCUAUAGGGAAGACAAUAUGGAGCUGUUAUAUGUUUUACAUGGCCACGAGGGUGGGAUAACGCAUGUGCAAUUCUCAAAAGAUGGAAAUUAUCUAUAUACUGGAGCCCGGAAGGAUCCUUAUAUUAUGUGCUGGGACAUAAGAAAAGCUGUUGAAGUUGUCUACAAGUUAUACAGAUCAGCAGAAUAUACCAACCAACGAAUAGCUUUUGAUAUUGAGUGCUCUGGUCGACAUCUUGGUACAGGUGGUCAGGAUGGUCUUGUUCAUAUUUAUGAUUUGCAAACUGGGCAAUGGGUAUCAGGCUUUCAGGCUGCAGCUGACACAGUUAAUGGUUUCUGUUUCCAUCCCUUCCUGCCAAUGGCUACCUCUUCAUCAGGCCACCGAAGAUUUCAAAUUCCUGAGGAUGACAAUGAGAAGUUGCAUUUGAGAGGUGACGAAAAUUGUGCUUCUGUCUGGAGUUUUGCUUAUGAUAUUAAUUCUGGGGAACAAUCUUGAACGUUGAUCUUUUUGACAGUCCAUGGAAACGUGGAAGCUUUCCCAAUUCUGUAACUCGGCGAAUGUGUACCAAUUUCAUUUUUAAGUGUUAAUAUUUUCCCAAUUAUGGUACAUUUGUCACAUUCAACACAAAUAAGGAUGACGAUUCAGCAAAUUCUUGUUUUUUUGCCUACAUCAAGUGAUAUAUAUUUAAGAAUUUCCAUUAGCAAAAUGCUAGUCAUACACUCUCCGCCA
Durio zibethinus is the source of this 1899-nucleotide messenger RNA. Its product is annotated as Transducin/WD40 repeat-like superfamily protein. Lineage: Eukaryota; Viridiplantae; Streptophyta; Magnoliopsida; Malvales; Malvaceae. Gene Ontology annotation, molecular function: protein binding. The record is from RefSeq and is a predicted model, not a curated record.